This is a messenger RNA of Pseudo-nitzschia multistriata, 2848 nucleotides long. Lineage: Eukaryota; Bacillariophyta; Bacillariophyceae; Bacillariales; Bacillariaceae. The record is from the annotation of a GenBank genome assembly.
UAUGCCAUGGAGCUGCAGGGUUGCAAGCUCAUUUCAUUGCCGAAAAAGGCAGAAUGGAUCGACGAUGGUGACGCUGUCUCAUCAGUUUUCCACUGCUAUUAUUGUUGUCGCACCUGUUCCUUUUGCAGCGAACCACAUCAUGAACCUCUCGGCUCUUGUCAUUUCUGCACUUCCUCUCCUCGGUUCCGCCUCGGGCAAAUGGGAGAUUUUGCCCAGGGAUCAACUCAUUAUUGAUAAUGAUUUCCCACUUAGAGGGUUCAUGACUUUCGCUUUCUCUUAUCAGAACGACAUAGAAAACCUUGUUGCAGAGGCGUUUCCCAUUGAGGAGUGCGGCAAUCCUGAGGCUGAGCCUCUGUCUUCCAGCGUUGUGGACGUUCGGAUUUUGGAGGAUUGCGCGAUUUUUUAUGGGCCACCCGACCAGUUGAGUCUUGUAACUUCAAGUGACAAUGAACCUCCAAGGUGCCCGGAAGAUCCAGAUCAAAAUUAUGAUAUUGGUAAGAACUAGUCGUGUUGUAAGGGGAUUCGAAAGAGUUUAGUAUACAAUGCCAGUUUUUGCUUACCGCGGCUUUGCCCUUGAUUUCUUUCUUUUUGGGUUUACAACGGACAGGGGUGGUUGAAUUUGUCAUACCAGAUGUUCAAAGCGAGGUCAUUUUUGACUCACCAUUUUCAGAUCUGUUGCCGGGUCUUUCGCGAUGUCAUCCUGAUCAGCCAGAACAUCUCCAGUGCCAAGAAUACGGCGAAACGUGCGGUCGCCCUGACUGCCAUGAACUAGAUGAAGAACUUUCUGAAAAAGAUGAAUUCUGUACGUAUCCAAGUGGUGUGCUGAUGGCUUUCGUACUGGUUCCGCUCUGUAGCUCAUACCUUUCGAUUGUUUUCUUUUCAAAUGCAGGUUUGAGGGUUUCCUACCCAAUGAGUAAUGCAGACGCAGACAACCACAACAAAUACCUCUCAUACCUUGAUCAACGUGUAACCAUUCAACACAACGGUGGGCAGGGUUAUGGAGUGUUCAACUUCAGGGCCUCUCUAGGGCAAGUCGAUACCUAUGGCGUAGUAGGUGAUUAUCAGACGGGCGUUGAGUUGUUUGGUUAUACCUGUGAUCACGCAGGGACCCCAGGACCCCCAGCACCCCAAGGAUUAAAGCUCGGACAGGACUUUACUUUGUGCAUGCCGAAAACUCAUCAAAGUGCAAACACAGGAGUGGCAGGAAUUACCACAGUUGAAGUCAUCAGAGACGUGAUGUGCGAGGGGCGAUCCCUUAUUGACUCGGAGGGGUCAAGUGCGGAUGGUGGGAUGUCUACUGUCAAGCUCGUAGGGGGGGAUAUGUGGAAGAUCCGAAGUGUUGUUGUUUCCAGAUACUUCCAGCGCGCACAAACCGAUCCAAACGGUAACAUGUUUUUUUCCUGCUCCGGUGGUGCAACCAUUUCGAUUCAAGGUAAUAUUCAAGGUAAUAACAAUCAAGGUAAUAACAAUCAAGAUUCUUGUCGCCUUCAGGAAGAGGAGGUUGAAAGCGGCAACUUUAACGUCAAGUUUUCCCUUGCUGUUCCCGAGGGCGGCCGUGCCGACGGGCUUGUGGCCUCUGGUGUUUUGCCCAGAGCCAGUGCCGUUACUACUGCGGCUGGUGUCAUGGCCAUUGCCGUCGCUCUGUUGUAAAACAGCUUGAUGGCGGCCUGACCUGGCUGUUGAAAUGUGAAAUGAAAAGAAAAGUGAAGUGCAUGUCUUGGAAGGCCCAAACAAGUUAAAUUGGGUGAGCGGCCCGACCCACCCGAGGCGCAAAACAAAAGAAAAAUUAGGAGAAAUAAAAUAAUCGUCGUGUCAGUUUAAAUAAAGGAUUACAUACCAGCCUUAUGAAGCAUGUACAGGUUCCUCAUUGAAGGUCCAGUUGUAAUUGUAACAAUAGGAAGCUAUGAAUAGUGCAAAAAAUGCAUCUCGAGAACACUUUUAGUUUUAGGUCCGGCAGGCACCACUACCGUGAAGUCCCAAUACGGUACCGUACGGUACGCCACGCACCAACGAAAACUACUACGAGUUUUGAUGUUUCGUUCGAGCGCAACAAUACAGUACCGGGGGUACGUUCGGUACGGUACCAUCACGAAUGGGAAUUGAUUCCAGUGAACGACCGACAGUGCUGGAUUUGGACUUCCUAGCAAAAGAUAAACUGGAUAGCAAGCCCGGAGUGGAAAUCUAUCGGUGAAGCAAAUCAUAAUACCGGCCCGGUACAUCAGCAAACGAAAAGCCGCAGUCACGGCACGGCACGGCACCGGCAACGGCACCGGCAACGGCACCCGCAAACGCAACGGCACCCGCAAACGCAACGGCACCCGCAAACGCAACGGCAACGGCAACCGCACCCAUUGCACGGAACGACAAGCGUGCUACGAGGACAACUCGGCGUCGAGAGAACCAGGCGGGAAGAGAAAGCCCUUCCCCGCGCCGCGAACCGGGAGGAUUUUCCUUGCAUCGCAUCGCCCCGCCUCGCCUCGCCUGCUCCGGGACACACGCUGCGGUACCGGACGGUGGCGCCGGUGCCUGGCCCGUGCCGGACGGUGCUGUCGCUUCGAACAAGACGCACGGCGCCAUCGUGUUGCCACGCCGUUUCGGUUCGAUCGCAAUCGCAGUGACAAUCGCGGAGGGGAACGGAAAUGGAAUCGAAAACGAAAACGCAACAACAACGACAACGACAACAGCAGCAGCAGCAGCAGCAUCUGCCGAGGAGAGGGCGCAAUCGUGGCAUUCGUUAUGAAACGACUUUUUUCUCAAACACACACACACACACACAAACACAACAAUCUUUGCAUUGUCUACCAAUAGUGCCCUCUCUGGAGGUCAUCAAUAGAUGUCUCUACUAUAA